AUGCCUCCCCGCAACAUCCCCCCAGCCAACGAUCCCAAUCUCAACCUCUUGGGUACCCGGGAGCCCCACAUUUACGGCUCAACCACCCUUUAUCAACUGGAAUCAGCCAUAAGCGCACGUGCAUCGCAGCACAACCUAUCCGUGACUUGCUUCCAGUCCAAUUCGGAAGGUGAUCCUGUGAACCGAAUCCACCAGGCCCAGAAAGACGGCGUCUUCGGUAUCAUUAUCAAUCCGGCCGCAUACACACAUACAUCGGUCGCGAUUCGCGAUGCCCUUCCUGGGGCGGGGAUUCCGUUUGUUGAUAUCCACUAUCGAACCCGCAUACGCGAGAGAAAUUCCGGGAUCACACCUACCUCAGCGACAAGGCUGUCCUGGAUAUGGACUCCUAAUGUGAGAGGCACAAGCGUCUUUUUACCUUCCUCGUUCAGUGCUCGUUGGACCUUCUCCAUGUUUUGUCGAAGGAGACCGUGA
Penicillium salamii is the source of this 471-nucleotide messenger RNA. Lineage: Eukaryota; Fungi; Ascomycota; Eurotiomycetes; Eurotiales; Aspergillaceae. The record is from the annotation of a GenBank genome assembly.